CACACUCACGGCUGCUUCCAUCUAUCCAUGCAGUUCACUUCAUUGUACUGCCUGUGCUCAUCAAUUAGGCAAGAAUUAAGCCGUUUUAGAUGCAAUAAUUGUCUCUCGGCGCUUCGAAGAGGACUAUAAACCGAGGACAGAGGCGCAGAGAAGUUUUGAGUGCGAGAAAGCGGAGAGAAGCGACACACAGCCAUGCCCUCAGUGAUGGAGCGCUCGGGGGCCGGUGUCCUGUCCAGGAGCAGAGCCAAGACUGUAACCAACGGCAACAGCCAGCCGCACUCUGAAGAGGAGAGCAGCGAUGAAGAGCAUGCCCAUGACAGUAUGAUCAGAGUGGGAGGAGACUACCAGGCUCAGAUCCCAGAGUUCAAACCAGACAGUCCAACCCGCUACAAUGAGAAGGACCAGAGGAGCAUGUUGGUCUGGUGUCCCAACAGUCAGCUCUCUGAUGCAAUGUUGGAUGAGUACAUCCUGAUGGCUAAAGAGAAACACGGAUACAACAUGGAGCAGGCUCUGGGCAUGUUGUUAUGGCACAAGCACGACGUAGAGCGCUCGCUUGCCGACCUGGCAAACUUCACCCCCUUCCCAGAUGAGUGGACAGUGGAGGAUAAAGUGCUGUUUGAGCAGGCCUUCAGCUUCCACGGAAAGAGCUUCCACCGCAUCCAGCAGAUGCUUCCAGACAAGCUGAUCUCCAGCCUGGUGAAGUACUACUACAGCUGGAAGAAGACCAGGACCAGGACCUCUGUCAUGGACCGACAGGCCAGGAGGCUGGUCAGCAAGAGAGAGAAAGAUGACAGUAACGAUGAGAUUGAGGAAGGAGACCCUGGCAGUGACAGCGACUUUGAGAUUGACACCAAGAAAGAGGCAGUGAAACAGAACCCAAACAAUGCCAACCCUGACAAGGCAACCCCCAGUCGCUCUGGGCCGGUGAAGAAGGAAAAUAUCGGGGCUCAGUACCGCCACCACCCACUCAGAGCCCGCCGCAGGCCACCCAAAGGCAUGCACUUGGAGCAGGCAGACAUCAUGUCAGUGUCAGCCUCCCAUGAUGCCGGGGUGGUAACUAUACGACAGCUGGACACACAGUUGGUGUCACUCAAGAGACAGGUUCAGUCUAUCAAACAGAACAACAGUAGUUUGAAACAGGGCUUAAAUGAAGGCGUUGAAUCUUUCAAACCUGCUGAGCCUGCCCCUAAGAUGAACUCUCGUUGGACCACAGAGGAGCAGCUCCUGGCUGUGCAGGCUAUCCGUCGUUAUGGAAAAGAUUUCUCAGCCAUCGCUGAGGUGAUCGGGACCAAGACACCCGCUCAGGUGAGCUCGUUCUUCGUGAGCUACCGGCGCAGGUUCAACCUGGACGAAGUGCUGAGGGAGUGGGCGGCCGAGCAGGUGGCCACCAGCCGAGACCAGAGAGACCCCAGGAGGACCAGCGAGGAGAUGGCAGCUGCUACAGAUGGAGCCGCCGAGGAGGAUGAGGUCAAAAUGGAAGACUCUCCCUCGGACGUCGCCGGUGGCUCCUCUCCCCCCUCCUCCACCCAGACCCCCUCCUCUCUGUCCCAGCCUCCUCCGCUGCUGCGCCCUGCACCUCCCUCAGCUCCCCCUAGCCUCCUCCGUCAGCCUCCUCCUCUGCAGACGCGCCCGCUCCAGAACCGAGCGCCCCACAACCACCCUCCGCCUCCGCUCAUCCGGCCCGCGGUGACCACCUCAUCCUCCUCCACCGGGAGCUCCAGCCUCAGGGCUUCACCUCCCAGCUCCUCUUCUGCUGCAGGGCAGAUGCCUCCGUCGCUGGUUGGGCUCAAAGUGGAGCAGCCCAACUUGCACUGAUACACACACACACACACAAAUAUAUAACAGUAGGAAUAGAAACACACACAGAAACACACACACACAGAAAUUAGCAUGCAGACAAACAUACAAACACAACGCUUUCUCCUCAGAGAAAAUUCCUUCACCCUGUAACUCUGUCACUCCUAGUCUUUGUUCCUGGGACCAUCACACACCACAUGACCACAUGAUCCACUGCACACGCUAAGGUCCCAAAGGUGACAUCACAGCUCUUAAAAUGCAGAAAGAGUGAAAGGACCCCGGCCCCCCGCAGGUCCACUUAGUGAGGCAGUGGCCUGAAGCCCCUUUACUGUACUAACAAACACCUACCUCCAGACCAUUGUUCACUAGCACACACACACACACACACACACACACACACACACACACACAACAAACAAGCUAGGAACUCAAAACAAACACUACCUGCACACACACACCUCUCUGAACAACACAUAAAGAGACACUGGAUUGUCAAGCUGUUGAAGAAAGCCGUGACCACAGAGAGUGAAACCCACCUGCUCGUUUCCAUGGCAACUGCUGAACAUCUGGAUUGUGGAGGAGUGUGGUUGAACACACACACACACACACACACAUACUAUACAUAUAUAUAUAUAUAUAUAUCUACACUGUAGGUUCCACUGAGCAGGUAUCAAGUCAUCCAAACAACCUUCAGGAAAAUCAAAUAAUGAAAAGGCGAGGGCGACAGAGAAGAGUUUCCCACACGUGAGCCAAACCUGCUCCUCCUGAGAGGUCAUGUAGAUUAGAAAGUCAUUCAGAUGGAAGGAAACAAUGUGAAGAAGCAGGCCUUUUCCUACACAGCUUUAGUUUAAAAUCCUCAGAGGAGCGAAGAAGGUACUUUUGCAAAGAAACCAGGCUUUGUACUCGAAGCUGUGCUAUGAGUUUACCAUUAUGGCUUUGAAUAGUUGAAGCUGUUGGUUCAAAAAUGGAAAAAAAGAAGAGCGAGAGAUCACGUGUCUCCCUCUUAUCUCAUAGCCAUGUAUGACUAGUAUUAACUGGAGUGAUGUUUUCCCUUUUUUGACUAGACUUUUACUGCCCUAGGUAGGCAGUUAGUUAUUGUAAGUAGAUUAGAUAGUGUAUACUUUAUUAUGAUGAUGAUGAUUAUUGAUGAGCACUGAGGAGAAAGAGAGCCUUCAAACACAUGUGACUUUGACUUUGUCUCACAUUUCAAGAAGCCACAGCUUGUUUCUCAUUGGCUCAGUGUUGAAGUCCCACUGCUUACUGUCUCGUUACUUUGGAGGAAAGUUUUUAGUCGUCAACCGCUAACACCGGGCGCUGUGAAGAGCAGCUGAACAAAACAUCAGCCUCUGUGGAAAAUCUGCGUAGGGGGCAGAUUUUUAAAGCAGGUUUACAGAGUGAAGGGGACACCUUACCUUUCCUGACCUCCUACAGAUACACUGAAAAAUAGAAUAUUCUGCCAAAGUCUGCUAUUGCUUGAAAAGCUCAUUGUGAAGUGGUUUGCCUCCUGCAGGUUAGACAAAGGAAAAGUAGAAAAACAAAAGUUGUUUUUGAGAAAUAAUUCAGCAUGUUGGGCGUAUUUGCUUCCUUGCUUAGAGUUAGGCGAGAAGAUUGAUACCACUCGUGUCUGUGUGGCUCAUGUGAAGCCACCACUAGCAGCUGGCUAACUUAGCUUAGCACAAAGACUGGUAACAGGAUAAAAGCAUGACUGGCUCUUUCUGAAGAUGACAAAAUCCUUCUACUAGCUAAAACGCACUAAUUAUUAUAUCUUAAUUUCCGUUUUUUGUUUAUUUUGGACAUUUUCCUGGCAGGAACCAUUUACUUCCUGGAGCCUCUGUUGGUUGCUGAGCAGCUGGUUGCGACCAAGAAGUAGUCCGGCACUUAACCUCCUGUAAAACCCUGAUUUGUCAUUUUAACACUUUGGUUUAUAAAUGGAUUUAACAAGAUACAGCAUGUGGAGUAGUGACGGUUAGAUGUGCUUGUAGGUGGACUUUGUUACCUUUGGACAGAGCCAGGCUAGCUGUUUCUCUGUGUUUCCUGUCUUUAUGCUAAGCUAAGUUAGCCAGCUGUUAGCGGUAGCUUCAUAUUGAGAGUGGUAGUUAUCUCUCUGCAAGAAAGUGAAUAUUUACCAAAAUGUUGUACUAUUCAUUUAACACUUCUGUAGGAGAGCCAAACUAGCACAGGUCGGGGAAGAGGAUUCAAGGUCAGUGUUUUGUUACCCAGCAUGUCAGAGUAAUUUCAACAGUGAGUUAACAAAAGUGAAGACAACCCUGAGUUUAGUAAAGGCAGCAUUCUCUGAGUUAGGUUAAAGUCCUGUCCAGGCACAGAAGGAGGUCAGAGAGGUCAAAGUCAAUCUGAAAAGUUGAUUCAUUCAGCCAGUGUACUUUCAGGAUAUGCUGCUUUUCACUCAGCCACCAUACAGCUUUCUGCCUCUAGUUAAAUGACUGCUUAUGUUCAGGGCUCGGGGUGAUAUCGGCACCCUCAUGAACAAAUGACUGAAUGAUGUUCCGCUGUGCGUAUUUGUGAUUUCUUUUGAACGUCGUCUGCCAUACAGAAUCUUUCCUCUCUUCAUAGUCUAGUUGCCUGUGUAUCACUGCCGUUUCAAGCAGAUCUGGGAUCUCGAGUCGUGUAAACCUUUCUCUAAUCUGUUCAGUGCUUCUCCACUAAUUCAGGCCUUCAGUUCAACGCGGCACUGAGCAGGAAUCAAAGCGGCCCAUCACUACGUUUGGCUUUAAAGUGGCUUGCCUUUUGACUUUGCUUGGACUUGUUUUUCUUACAGUUGUUCCUCCCAAAACUGCUUGUGUGUACUGUAUGUGAGAAGUUGUUUACAUUGUGGAAACUGAACUGUUUGUGUUUGAGAAUUUUUUUUUUAGAAUAAAGAAAUGACCAAAUA
Epinephelus lanceolatus (giant grouper) is the source of this 4687-nucleotide messenger RNA. RefSeq names its product REST corepressor 2 (gene rcor2). Gene Ontology annotation, molecular function: transcription corepressor activity. The record is from RefSeq and is a predicted model, not a curated record. Gene Ontology annotation, cellular component: transcription regulator complex; histone deacetylase complex. Gene Ontology annotation, biological process: negative regulation of DNA-templated transcription; regulation of transcription by RNA polymerase II. NCBI's taxonomy places the organism in Eukaryota, Metazoa, Chordata, Actinopteri, Perciformes, Serranidae.